Colletotrichum siamense is the source of this 1767-nucleotide messenger RNA. RefSeq names its product Mannosyl-oligosaccharide 1,2-alpha-mannosidase MNS1 (gene MNS1-2). Gene Ontology annotation, cellular component: endoplasmic reticulum; Golgi membrane. The transcript is spliced from 2 exons. The record is from RefSeq and is a predicted model, not a curated record. Bases 1 to 1767 code for a protein of 588 amino acids. Lineage: Eukaryota; Fungi; Ascomycota; Sordariomycetes; Glomerellales; Glomerellaceae. Gene Ontology annotation, molecular function: mannosyl-oligosaccharide 1,2-alpha-mannosidase activity; calcium ion binding. Gene Ontology annotation, biological process: N-glycan processing; carbohydrate metabolic process.
AUGACGGCAAUGUACCGCUGGACCCGCGUCCGCACCCUCGCCAUCACCCUUACCUUCGGCGGCUGCCUCCUCUACUACUUCUACACAUCAUGGGCCCGCUCCGAGUCCGCCGCCCUCGAGCGCUACAUGAACCUGCACAACAUCGCCCCUCCCCCGGCCACCCCACAGUCCAGCUUCGACUGGUCCUCGGUGUCGUACAAAUACCCUCCCAAGACGCCGAUGACCCCGCUGCCCAAGGGCCGCCGCCCCUCCCUCCCGCGCGUGCAGCACCAGUUCCCCGCCGAGUCCGCCGCCGCCGCCCGGCUCCGGGAGGCCCGCCGGCACGAGGUCCGCGAGCUGUUCAGGCGCGACUGGGCGAACUACAAAAAGUACGCCUGGAUGAAGGACGCGCUCAACCCCAUCUCCGCGACCGCCAAGGACCAGUUUUCCGGGUGGGCCGCGACGCUGGUGGACUCGCUCGACGUGCUUUGGAUCAUGGGACUGAAGGCGGAGUUUGAGGAGGCUGUCGCUGCUGUUGCGACGAUUGACUUUGGAUUCACGAAUUCGGACCGCGUGAACACGUUUGAGACUAAUAUUCGGUAUCUCGGCGGCUUGAUGGCCGCUUAUGACCUCAGUAAGAGGAAGGUCUUGCUCGAUAAGGCUGUUCAGCUUGGCGACCUGCUUUACGGCGCGUUCAAUACCGAGCAUCGCAUGCCCGUGGACUUCAUCAACUUUAACGACGCGAAAGCAGGAACCGGCUUGGAUGUAGAGAGCUCUGUCGUCUCAGCGUCGCCCGGGACGCUCUCACUAGAGAUGACGCGCUUGUCGCAGCUUACGGGCAACCCAAAGUACUACGACGCCAUGUCUAAAGUCAUGGACCUCUUCCACGAGGGCCAGAAGAAGACCAAGAUCCCGGGCAUGUGGCCCAUGUUCGUGUCCAUGAGGAAUCGCGACGUCGUUUCGGGCUCGCAGUUCACCAUCGCUGGCUGCGCAGACUCGCUGUACGAGUACCUCCCCAAGAUGCAAGCGCUCCUCGGCGGGCUGGAACCCAUGUACGAGGACAUGACGGAGGCUUUUCUCAAGGCUGCCAACGAGUCCCUUUUCUUCCGGCCCAUGCUUCCGGGCAACGAGAACAUCCUCAUCUCGGGCAACGCCAACGUCGACAUUGACGGAAAACUGUUCCUCGACCCGGAGAGCGAGCAUUUAGCCUGUUUUAUCGGCGGCAUCUACGCCCUGGCCGGGAGAUUACUCGGCAAGGAGGAAUGGGUGACGAUCGGGGCGCGACUCACGCUGGGAUGCUACUACGCGUACCAGGCCAUGCCGACGGGCAUGAUGCCGGAACGCUUCAACAUGCUCGCGUGCCCGCGCAGGGACGAUUGCAAGUGGGACGAGGACCGGUGGGAGAAAGAGAAGAGGCUGCGGCCCGAGUUCAAGGAGCACCUCCCCAAGGGCUUCACCACCGCCAAGGAUGCGCGGUACAUUCUGCGCCCGGAAGCCAUUGAGAGCGUCUUUGUGCUGUACCGCAUCACGGGCGACCGGGGCUUCCAGGACGCGGCGUGGGAGAUGUGGAAGGCCGUUAGCAACGGGACGCUCGUGGAGCAUGGGAAUGCAGCGGUGCUGGAUGUCACGAAGAAGGCGGACCCGCUGCCCAAGGAGGACUACAUGGAGAGUUUCUGGCUUGCGGAGACGUUGAAGUACUUCUACCUCGUCUUCUCGCCGCCUGACCUCAUCAGCCUCGAUGAGUACGUCCUCAACACAGAGGCCCAUCCCUUCCGGAGACCCCACUGA